AUGUCUACGAAUGAGCAUGGCGAGAAUGUGGUCGAGCCGCCGACAUUUGGCUCCGCUGUUGGUGAGGUUGUCGAGAUAGGCCCCGAGUGCAAGAAGCACUACAUCCACAAAGCCUUCCUUGUGUUUCACUCGGAGUACUUUCGCAAAGCGCUGCAAGACCCCUGGAAGGAAGCACGAGAUGCGGUUGUGUUAUUGCACGAUGUUGGCCUGUUGAAUUUACCGGACCUCCUCGACUCCUUGGGCGACUCGUUACAGAAUCGGUGCAACGUGACGACAAUGACCCUCAUCAAAGUGUACGCCCUGGGCGAUAGACUUCUCGCUGCCCCGUUCCGCCGCGCCAUAAACGACUGGCAGGUCGAUUCUUGCUUGAUAAUCGAAUUGGACUUUCUUCCCGAUCACCUGCUGCCCAUAGUUGAAUGGGCAUUCGGCAACAUUCCACCCGACCGAGUCAUAUUGCAGUGCCUCAUUGACACCUUCUGCAAACACUGGAGUCAGGCUGAAGACGACGACAAGGACAAGUGCACCUGAAAAAUUUCCCAUCUACUUUUGUCCUCCGAGCACUGCGAAGGUUUAGCCAAGCACGUAGGGAGCUCCCGGAGUUAGGCAAUCGGCGGCGCUGUCACUACGAGCAU
Molecule: messenger RNA, 632 nt
Organism: Macroventuria anomochaeta
Lineage: Eukaryota; Fungi; Ascomycota; Dothideomycetes; Pleosporales; Didymellaceae
Exons: 3
Coding region: 1-528 (175 amino acids)
Molecular function (GO): protein binding
Source: RefSeq, a predicted model, not a curated record